GUUGUUAAACUGUGAACUGCAGCCUUGCGCGUUUUGACAGAAUGAAAUGAAGAAAACCCCAUCAAACUCAUAAUUAUUCGUUGGAUAUUUAGUUUUUUGUGUACGGAACUAAUGUAAAAUAACAUUAUCUAGUAAUAUUUCUUGUUUUUAUGAUAUUUUAUGGACGCAAUAUGCUUUAACCCGGAAUCCCUAUCGGAACAACUACCCACUUUUGUAGUCCACCUAAAUGGCCGUACACUCGUCUUUUGACGAUUUUGUUUUACUAUGGCAGACUCGUGACGUCCACCAUCCCAGCAAAAAGUAGCGAACGGUCCUUGCGCAGAGAAUCCUCGCGGCCACAAUUUUGAAAUUAUUUGCGUUGAAAAUUUAAAUUUCUACGAUAACUUUAUUGCCUACUAUUAAACACAUCUUUAUUUAUGUCAUUAUGCCAAAAUACAUGUUCAGAUAUCAUAAAACACUAACAUGUGUCAAUUGUUUAUGAAGUAUCCUGAUAUCUGUAAAUCUGGGACAAAUCUGACUGGCUGUGUACAUGUUUAACGGUAUUCGUGACCAAGAAUAUAUUUCUGUGAAAAUAACGACGCUUAUGACAAAUUAAAUCCAGAUUAGAUCAUUGUCGGGUCCAUUAGAGGAGAGUGGAUUAUCAAUAAGAGUUUGACAUGGAGUUAGUAAGGAAAAGCGUGUUUGGAGGAUACAAUUUAUUAUCUAAAACAUUAAUUGGUCGUAGCGGAAGGGCUUUGACCACAGGACGACCAAAGCUCGAAGGCAUUCUUGUUGCUCCGUUCACUCCUUUUGACAAUACUGGAUGCGUGGCAUAUGACAAAUUUGACAGCAGUAUGCGCUAUUAUCACGACGCGGGGUUCGACGGACUGUUCGUCAAUGGAACGCUUGCAGAAGGGAUGAGUUUAUCAUCUGAAGAGAGGAUGAAGACUGCUGAAAAGUGGAUGCGACUUGCUGAAGGGUUACCUGUCAUUCUUCAUAUCGGUACCGGAAAUUUAAAAGAAACGCAAGAUCUUGCGCGUCAUGCUGAAAGUCUCGGAGUUGACGGUAUCUCCGCACUACCUCCUACCUACCAUAAGCCGCCGUCAGAAGAGCUCCUGGCUGACUAUCUGGCCGAGGUGGCAGCAGCUGCACCUAACACACCAUUUCUCUACUAUGAAUAUGACGUCGCCUCAGGCGUAUACAUGAAUAUCUCAAAGCUGUUGAACAUGGUAGAAGAUAGAAUUCCAACGUUUUACGGCUUAAAGCACACCACAGCUGACCUUAACUCAGCGCUCAACUGCACUCUGGCCUGCAACAGAAAAUAUAAAAUAUUUUAUGGAACUGAAACGCUGUUCUUACCAUCCCUCAGUCUUGGCAUCCCUGAUUGCAUCACUUCGGCGUACAUGGGCCAGUUCUUCCGCGAUGUAAAAUAUUCCGUCGCCAAGGGUGAUUUAAAAUCCGCCCAAGCUGCACAGGUGAAAGCCCUGCAGUUAAAAAACAUUCAAAAUAAAUAUGGCGGAGACAUCACUAGUGCCAAGGCGAUGUUUGAACUGAUAUCCGGUGUCAAGGUCGGAGGUCCUAGGUUACCGUUGCCAACCAUGGAGUCACGUGACAUGCAGCUGAUGAAAGCAGACCUUGUUGCUGGCGGAUUUAUUAAGGAAAGCACUGUGAAAGGAAUGUGAAAACUAUUUAGUUAAACAUUUGUUCCAGAAAAACUUUUGUUAUCAUGGGCAAUGGAUCAAGUUGAUAAAAUGAACACGAAUUCAGACAAACUGCCGUGUAUAAAGCCUUAUACCAGAACAUGCUUUUUAAUGUUGCAUUCUAUAAAAUGUGAGGGCAAGAAAAUGAAGGGAAUAUGUGAGGAAUGUGUGAGGAAGAUAAAAGGAAAUCAACUAAAUAAUUACAAUCAAUGACGGUCACAUAUGUUAAUCAAGAAAAUAAUUUGUUUCUCGAUAUAUAUUAUGUUGAAAUGAAGUAUACCAUUUAAGCUUUUGAUUAAGUAUUGAGUUCAUUGAAAUAUUACACAAUAAAGAAUGAUGUUUUGAUUAAGUAUUAAGUAUAAAUUGUGGUAUUAAUUGAAGUAUUAGAUAAUAAACAAAAUAUCAAUUUGAUUAAAUAUUGCUUCAUUAGUAUAUAAAUGUACUUUAAAUAUAUGUACUAAAUGCUUCAACGUAUUUUGCUGAGUAUUUGAAUCUCGUGUGGUGUUUGAUAAUUGAUGCUUUAUGCACCAUAAAGAUAUAUCUGCCAUGGAUUUUUGGUAAUAAAACGUUUAACUUAAA
Molecule: messenger RNA, 2258 nt
Organism: Mya arenaria
Lineage: Eukaryota; Metazoa; Mollusca; Bivalvia; Myida; Myidae
Product: N-acetylneuraminate lyase-like
Exons: 12
Coding region: 657-1661 (334 amino acids)
Biological process (GO): N-acetylneuraminate catabolic process
Molecular function (GO): N-acetylneuraminate lyase activity; 4-hydroxy-tetrahydrodipicolinate synthase activity
Source: RefSeq, a predicted model, not a curated record